UCAACUCAAUAAAACAAUUAUUCAUAUAAUCUUAAACAACAGUCAAUAAAAAAGUGCCAAUCACGUCGCUACAAAAACUCUUUGGACAUAUUGUCAAGCGUACAUUCGCCGACAUACACAAGCUGAGACAAGGCAACAUAAUGGUGGUUACACACAAUGUUAAGGGAUACGAGGAGUUCAUGAAGAAAAUGGAGGAACUCGAGACCGGCGAUAGCAAUAAUCCCGUGCAUGUAUUGUUUAGCGGCGGAAAGGAGGAGAAUGGCGAGAGUUGGUGCCCGUACUGUGUCAAGGCGGAGCCAGUAAUACAUGAUGCACUGAAGAAGGCUGCGGAGAAGUCACACUUUGUGCAUGUGGAUGUGGGCGAAAGAUCUUACUGGAAAGACUUGAACUGCCCUUUCCGCAAGGAUCCAAACACUCAUUUGAUAUUUUUGCCCACCCUGUUGCGCUGGAAGUCGCCACAGCGCUUGGACGGCGAGCGGUGCUCCAAUAAGGAUCUGGUAGAGAUGAUGUUUGAGGAUGAGGAUUAAAAUAUAUACACCAAAAACAUUCACAAGCCAUAGGCAGAUCCCAAAUUUUAAUGAUGUAAAUUUUAUUUUUGGAAUGUUGCACUUAGCACACAUAAUACACAUACAAAAACACUAUUGAAAACUAAACGAAAUGUUGCCUUAAUA
Messenger RNA from Drosophila busckii, 671 nucleotides. RefSeq names its product thioredoxin domain-containing protein 17. Bases 141 to 527 code for a protein of 128 amino acids. The transcript is spliced from 3 exons. Lineage: Eukaryota; Metazoa; Arthropoda; Insecta; Diptera; Drosophilidae. Gene Ontology annotation, molecular function: protein-disulfide reductase [NAD(P)H] activity. The record is from RefSeq and is a predicted model, not a curated record. Gene Ontology annotation, cellular component: cytosol.